Molecule: messenger RNA, 1371 nt
Organism: Aegilops tauschii subsp. strangulata
Lineage: Eukaryota; Viridiplantae; Streptophyta; Magnoliopsida; Poales; Poaceae
Product: eukaryotic translation initiation factor 3 subunit H
Cellular component (GO): eukaryotic translation initiation factor 3 complex; cytoplasm
Molecular function (GO): metallopeptidase activity; translation initiation factor activity; protein binding
Source: RefSeq, a predicted model, not a curated record
AGCUGGAGGAGAUCUGUGCCGCACAUCGACCAAGACCGACUCGACCGAAUAGCCUUGCCACACCAAAAACCCUAGCCCGCACAUCCUCCCCUCCCCUUCCUCCUCCUCGCGCCGUCCCUCCAAUCUCUCUUCGUGCCCCCGCGCCGCCGACCACCGAGCAGCCAUGGCGAAUCCACCGGCGACGGGAGGGAAGUCGUUCCUGCAGGCCAUGUCGACGGUCACCGAAGAGGCGGCGGUGCAGCUCCGCGUCGUCCAGAUGGAGGGACUGGCUGUCCUGAAGAUCAUUAAGCACUGUGAGGAGUUUGCGCCUGCUCUGGUUACAGGCCAACUGCUUGGUUUGGAUGUUGGUAGUGUUCUGGAAGUGACCAACUGUUUUCCUUUCCCUAUAAGAGAGGAUGACGAGGAAGCAGAUGCAGAUGGUGCGAACUAUCAGCUUGAGAUGAUGAGGUGCUUGAGGGAGGUUAAUGUCGACAAUAACACUGUUGGAUGGUAUCAGUCCUGCUUGCUUGGAUCUUUUCAAACCGUUGAGCUGAUUGAAACAUUUAUGAACUAUCAGGAGAACAUCCGGAGAUGCGUGUGUAUCGUGUAUGACCCAUCUAGGUCUAGUCAAGGAGUGCUAGCUCUUAAAGCCCUGAAGCUCACAGACUCUUUUAUGGAUCUGUACCGCAACAAUGGUUUAACUGGAGAGAAGCUAAGGGAAAAGAAAUUGUCAUGGGUUGAUAUUUUCGAGGAGAUACCGAUUAAAGUGUCCAACUCAGCGCUUGUCAGUGCCUUCAUGAAGGAGCUGGAAGCUGAAUCACCUGUUUCUCAGUGUGACUUCGACCGUCUUAAAUUGUCGACUGCGCCCUUUAUGGAAAGGAACCUAGAGUUUAUGAUUGGGUGCAUGGAUGGUCUUUCAUCAGAGCAAAACAAGUUCCAAUAUUACUAUCGCAACCUAGGAAGGCAACAGUCACAGCAACAGGCAUGGCUUCAAAAGAGAAGGCAAGAGAACAUGUCUAGAAAGGCUGCUGGCGAGGAGCCGUUGCCAGAAGAAGAUCCAUCCAACCCUAUCUUCAAGCCGCUUCCUGAGCCAUCCCGCUUAGAGGGUUAUCUCGUAACCAAUCAGAUCUCGAGUUACUGCAACCAUAUCAAUGGGGUUGCUGGCCAGAGUUUCAACAGGCUAUACUUGAUGAAGGCGUUGCAGGAAGAUUAGGUGCAGGGUGGCAGCUGCUGUGAGAUUUUAACUUAACAAUGUACCGCACCUCAAUUUUGCAAUGUACUCCAUGUGCACACGCACAUUGCCUAUUUUGUUUUGCCCAAAUCAGAUAGUUAAGAUGCAUUGGGUGGAUAUCAUUUGUUUUGAUGGUUCUGUUCCCGCCUUCUGCAGCUAAA